AUGGCCAUAACCAUACAGCGGGUGAACAGGACCGUACGCUCAACAUGCGCACCCAUGCUUGCCAUCGUCGGAUUCUCCUGCCUACUCACCAUCCUGUUCGUCUUGUAUCAGCCAACCCUAGGACCAGGCGCUUUGCAACGAAUUGAUUGGCAGUCUUGGGAGGUAAUCGACUUACCUCUCGACAAUGCAGCGGCGGGUAGCUCCCAUGAGCAGUCAGCCGAUCCGCAAGUCGGGCUGGGCCACGGUGCUGGGGACACCAAGCCUGGGGGAGUAGAUUGGUGGAAUGUGACGGAUAGCAUCGACACUGGCGUAGACUUUGCUAGCUUACCUUUGGAUGUAUGGAACCCGUUGUUGCCGCAUAAUACUGGCAUAUCUGAAAUUACUAUUUCUCGAUGCAUGGUCAGCCCGAGCAUGGCUGGCGAUAUUUGUACGCCGUACACUACCAGCGCAGAUGACUCCCACAAGGGCAAGUGGGUACGGAUCGACAGGAACUUGGACCGCGAGUCAGGCGCCUGGUAUCUCCACAUAUAUUACAGAAGGACCCGUCGUCAGGAUAUACCUCUUAUCGACGACGUACUUCUGUUGGGCGACGCCGAGGAGCCUCCAGCACGACCUGACGGCUCGUGGCAGAGAGUAUCUCGUUCCACGCGUGAUGGCGUUGUUCACGUUCCAAAGCUCUUCUUGUGGUACCACCUGGGAAAGACCCUGCAGGAAAUGACAAAUGAAGAGCGGCAGAAGGACUUGAUAACGGAACUCGAUAUCCUCUAUGGCGAAAAUCCUCCUUGGUUCGGUUUCAGUAAGGUCGAUCCGCCUAUCACUGCAGAACAAGAAGGAAGGAUACAAAGCGUGUGGUUGACGUAUCGCAGAGGUGUGAAGAUUCCUGCAAAAGCGCCACCGCUCCAUUUCUCGCACGAUGGUAAAUUCAAGAUCAUGCAAGUAGCCGACUUGCACUUCUCCGUUGCCCCAGGAGACUGCAGAGACACGAUUUUGUCUCCUUGCACACAUUCCGACAAUCUAACGAAUACUCUCCUUUCACGUGUACUCGACGACGAGAAACCCGACUUGGUGGUGUUCACCGGCGAUCAGCUCAACGGCCAGGGUACUUCCUGGGAUGCUGGCUCCGUGCUGUCGAAGGUUACGCGCCUGGUGAUUGAGAAGAAGAUACCGUGGGCCGCAGUCUUCGGUAACCAUGAUUCUGAAGAUGAACUCAGAAAUGGAAGGAACGGCCGAGAAGAACAGAUCAAGAUGAUGCAAGCGCUGCCUUACAGUCUGGUGCAAAGGGGACCGAAAGAUGUACAUGGCGCAGGGAACUACCUACUGAAGGUGAAGAGUGCAGAUCCGUCGAAGACACAUCUGUUAACUCUUUAUUUCUUAGAUUCUGGAUCUUAUUCGAAAGGUAUCCUCGACUGGUUUGGCUUCUUCACCCCGACCGAGUACGACUAUAUUCGCGAGAGCCAAACCAACUGGUUCCUUCAGGAAUCAGCUUCGAUCAGGGCCAUUGAACGUCCAUUCCAUCCAGACACCGGCAAAGACUUUGGUGACAUUUGGAAACGUCAAGGUGUGGACCAACUGACUCCGGCAACCCGCAAACUAGCAAAGCCAAAUGCGUUCAUGUUCUUCCACAUUCCUCUACAAGAAGCCUACGCCAAAGCAGACAUCGAUCCCGUCACUAACAAGGCUCUCGACGUGGGCAGGCAUGGUAUGGAACCUGCUGGGUCUGCAAAAAAGAACGAAGGAUUCUUUGAGAAGGGGUUGUUGAGAGCGACGGAAAGCGAUCAUGCCACUAGCAGUGGUAUUCCCGAAGUGAAGGUUGUUGGGAAUGGACACUGUCACAUAACGGAGAACUGCAGGCGCGUUAAAGGCAUCUGGAAUUGCUUUGGAGGAGGAGGAUCAUACUCUGGUUACGGAAAGGUAGGUUUCGACCGUCGCUUCCGUGUAUACGAGGUCUCCGAUUUCGGCGAGACGAUCAAAACCUACAAACACACGGAGAAGGAUGAGAUUGUAGAUGAGAUGGCACUGGCUGGCAAGGAUGCACCGAGGCUUUCGUCUUAG
This is a messenger RNA of Pleurotus ostreatus (oyster mushroom), 2052 nucleotides long. RefSeq lists its product as uncharacterized. The record is from RefSeq and is a predicted model, not a curated record. Bases 1 to 2052 code for a protein of 683 amino acids. Gene Ontology annotation, molecular function: phosphoprotein phosphatase activity. Gene Ontology annotation, cellular component: cytoplasm. Lineage: Eukaryota; Fungi; Basidiomycota; Agaricomycetes; Agaricales; Pleurotaceae. The transcript is spliced from 9 exons.